AUGGGUGACACAUUUUUGGUUCAUCCGUUUGAAAAACCAAAAUGGUUUAUAAGACAUCAAAAUGUUGCGUAUAACCUUGAAAGAGGUUUAAUAGGGACCGGAAAUUUUUCCGAUAUUUACGAAGGCAAAUUAUGUGGCAAAAUAUCAGUGGCACUAAAAGUAUGCCAUGGACCAACAGGUGAAAGCUCAAAUCUAGAGGAUGCGAAAGAAGCACUGGUGCGUGAAGCUUGUUUGAUGUCUCAGUUUAAGCAUCCAAACAUUGUUAAGUUUUUUGGAAUAUGUUACGAUGUGCCAUCCAUAUGUGUCAUAAUGGAACAGUGUACAGGUGGUUCAUUAGAUAAUCAUUUACAACAAUGGGCGUAUAAAAUUACAAUCGGUGAACGAAUUUUGUACGGUUUAGAAACAGCGAAAGGAAUGUGUUAUUUGCAGGGAAAAGAUUUGAUACAUCGUGAUUUGGCUACACGAAAUUGUUUGAUUAGUAAAUAUGGUGUAAUUAAAAUUUCUGAUUUUGGUCUUAGCCUAUUAGCUAAUGACCAUACUGUUAUUUGGAAAAAACAAAAGGUACCCAUACGAUGGAUGGCACCAGAAACUAUUCAACAUAAACCACGUUAUAGCGUUAAAAGUGAUGUUUGGUCAUAUGGUGUGCUCUUAUAUGAAAUUUUUAAUAAUGGUAUUAAACCGUGGCCAAAUUUGGAUGUGCGACAAUGUGCAACAAAUAUCAGACGUGGUGUUAUGCCUGAUAUGCCAGAAAUAACACCUAAAGAAAUAAUUCGUUUGGUAAGGAAAUGCUGGAAAAUAAGUGUUGAAAAACGAUGUGACUUUAAAUAUAUUGUCAAAAAACUUAAAAAACUUCAAUUAUGUUAUGCACCACCAGAAAUUGCCGAUUUAACAAUUGCAAAAUUGAAAAAUGUGAAAGCAUUAACCGAAGAAGGAGCCGAAACUCAGGAAGAAAAAGAUGACUGUGAAGCGGAAUCGAUAACACAAACAGUAAUCGAAGGCACAAGCACUGGAAAAUGGAUUACUGAUUCGACAGCUAUGCAUAAGAAGGACAAUACAGAUGAAGCUUCAUCUGUUUCUGAUCAAAUUGAAAAAAAGGAAGAAUUGGAAAGAAAAAGAAUGAGAGAAGAUGAUUUGGCAAUUCUGAAUGAAGCUAUUCUGGAAUAUGUCGCAGCUGAAAUUGAGAAAUUGUUGGCUUCCAAACGUAAACAUAAACGAAGACAUGCAAGCAAUACAUUCCUUUUAAAAAAUUUAUCGCAUUUUGAUAAAUCUAAAAAGAAACUUGAUAGAAAGCAUCGUCGAAGUCGUCGAUCAUCUGAAAGUUCAUUUUUAAAAGAAGACGAAAGUUCUACAAUUAAAAAAAGUAGCAAAGAUUCGAGAGAGAGUAAAACUCAAUUGAAAGAAAGUGAAGCUUUAUCGAAAGAUAGUGGAAGUUCUUCAGCCAAGGAUGAAGCUUUUUGCAAAGUAAAAGAGAAAUCAGCAGGAGAAAGUGAAAUUUCUUCAAAUGUGAGCGAUAUGCAGGAUAGUAGUAGUUGUCAAACAGAUGACAAGCUAAUGAAUCAAAAUAAAGAAAGCCGAAAUGAUGAACCAAUAGUUAUAAGUAAUGAAAAGAGGAGUAAGAAAAAUGCGACGAAUAAUUCAAACAACAUAAAAAAUACUGAAAUGCCGGAAAAAUAG
Molecule: messenger RNA, 1674 nt
Organism: Brugia pahangi
Lineage: Eukaryota; Metazoa; Nematoda; Chromadorea; Rhabditida; Onchocercidae
Source: the annotation of a GenBank genome assembly